This is a messenger RNA of Arvicanthis niloticus (Nile rat), 5058 nucleotides long. It is a transcript of the gene C5, whose product is annotated as complement C5. NCBI's taxonomy places the organism in Eukaryota, Metazoa, Chordata, Mammalia, Rodentia, Muridae. The record is from RefSeq and is a predicted model, not a curated record. Gene Ontology annotation, molecular function: protein binding; endopeptidase inhibitor activity. Gene Ontology annotation, cellular component: extracellular region.
AUGCCGCUUCCAGCCAUGGGCCUUUGGGGAGUACUUUGCCUUUUAAUUUUCCUGGACAAGACUUGGGGACAGGAACAAACCUACGUCAUUUCAGCACCCAAAGUCUUCCGGGUCGGAUCAUCCGAAAAUGUCGUAAUUCAAGCCCAUGGCUACACUGAAGCAUUUGAUGCAACAAUCUCAAUUAAAAGCUAUCCUGACAAACAAGUGACCUACUCUUCAGGCUAUGUUAAUUUGUCCCCAGAAAAUAAAUUCCAAAACUCAGCACUGUUAACGCUACAGCCCAAACAAGUUUCCAGAGAGGAAAACCCAAUCUCUCACGUGUAUCUGGAAGUCGUGUCAAUACACUUUUCAAAAUCGAAGAAAAUACCCAUAACCUACGACAAUGGAUUUCUCUUCAUCCAUACAGACAAACCUGUUUACACUCCAGACCAGUCAGUAAAGAUUAGAGUCUACUCUCUGAGUGACGACUUGAAGCCAGCCAAACGGGAGACUGUCUUAACUUUCAUAGAUCCUGAAGGAACAGAAGUUGACAUCAUAGAAGAAAAUGAUUAUACGGGGAUUAUAUCUUUUCCUGACUUCAAGAUUCCAUCUAAUCCCAAGUAUGGUGUAUGGACAAUCAAAGCUAAAUAUAAGGAGGAUUUUACAACAACUGGAACUGCAUACUUUGAAAUUAAAGAAUAUGUCUUGCCACGAUUCUCUGUUUCAAUAGAACCAGAAAGUAACUUCAUUGGCUAUAAGAACUUCAAGAACUUUGAAAUCACCGUGAAAGCAAGAUAUUUUUAUAAUAAAGUGGUCCCUGAUGCUGAAGUGUAUGUCUUUUUUGGACUGAGAGAGGACAUAAAAGAGGAUGAGAAGCAGAUGAUGCAUAAAGCCAUGCAAGUCGUGACGCUGGUCAACGGAGUUGCUCGGAUCUCUUUUGACUCUGAAACAGCAACUAAAGAACUGUCCUAUGACAGUCUAGAAGAUUUAAACAACAAGUACCUUUAUAUUGCUGCAACAGUCAUAGAAUCUUCAGGUGGAUUUUCGGAAGAGGCAGAAAUCCCUGGCAUCAAAUAUGUCCUCUCUCCCUACACACUGAAUUUGGUCGCUACCCCUCUUUUCUUGAAGCCUGAGAUUCCAUUUUCCAUCAAGGUCCAGGUUAAGGAUUCACUGGAGCAGUUGGUGGGAGGGAUCCCAGUAACUCUGAUGGCACAGACAGUGGAUGUGAAUCAAGAGACGUCUGACUUGGAACCGAAGAGGAGCAUCACACACGACUCUGACGGAGUAGCUUCGUUUGUGGUGAACCUCCCAUCAGAAGUGACGGCGCUGACCUUUGAGGUCAAAACUGAUGCCCCAGAGCUUCCUGAAGAAAAUCAAGCCAGCAAAGAGUAUGAAGCAGUUGCGUACUCAUCUCUCAGCCAAAGUUACAUUUACAUCGCUUGGACUGAAAACUACAAGCCCAUGCUUGUGGGAGAAUAUCUGAAUAUUAUCGUUACCCCCAAGAGUCCGUAUAUUGACAAAAUAACACACUAUAAUUACUUGAUUUUAUCCAAAGGCAAAAUUGUACAGUACGGCACAAAAGAGAAACUUCUCUAUUCAUCUUAUCAAAAUAUAAACAUUCCAGUGACACAGAACAUGGUUCCUUCAGCGAGACUCCUGGUCUAUUACAUAGUCACAGGGGAGCAGAGAGCAGAACUAGUGGCUGACGCAGUCUGGAUAAACAUUGAGGAGAAGUGUGGCAACCAGCUCCAGGUCCACCUGUCUCCAGAUGAAGACGUGUAUUCUCCAGGCCAAACUGUGUCCCUUGACAUGGUGACUGAAGCAGACUCGUGGGUGGCACUAUCCGCGGUGGACAGAGCUGUGUAUGGAGUCCGGGGAAAAGCCAAAAGGGCCAUGCAAAGAGUGUUUCAAGCUUUAGAUGAUAAGAGUGACCUGGGCUGUGGGGCAGGCGGCGGCCGUGACAGUGCAGAUGUAUUCCAUUUAGCUGGGCUCACCUUCCUCACCAAUGCAAAUGCAGACGACUCCCAAUACCACGAGGAAUCAUGUAAAGAAAUUCUCAGGCCGAAGAGAGACCUGCAGCUCCUACAGCAGAAAAUAGAGGAACAAGCUGCUAAAUACAAACACCGUGUGCCAAAGAAAUGCUGUUAUGAUGGAGCCCGAGAAAACAACUACGAGACCUGUGAGCAGCGAGUUGCCCGGGUUACCAUAGGCCCACACUGCAUCAGGGCCUUCAACGAGUGUUGUACUAUUGCGAACAAGAUCCGAAAAGAAAGCAACCAUAAACCUGUACAGUUGGGAAGGAUCCACAUAAAGACCCUGUUACCAGUGAUGAAGGCAGACAUCCGAAGCUACUUUCCAGAGAGCUGGCUAUGGGAAGUUCAUCGUGUUCCCAAAAGAAACCAGCUUCAGGUCGCACUGCCUGACUCACUAACAACCUGGGAAAUUCAAGGCAUUGGCAUUUCAGACAAUGGCAUAUGUGUUGCUGAUGUAAUCAAGGCAAAGGUGUUCAAAGAUGUCUUCCUGGAGAUGAACAUACCGUAUUCUGUUGUACGAGGGGAACAGAUCCAAUUGAAAGGAACCGUUUACAAUUAUAUGACCUCUGGGACAAUAUUCUGUGUUAAAAUGUCUGCUGUGGAGGGGAUCUGCACUUCAGGAGGCUCAGCUGCUAGCCAUCAGACCUCCAGGUCCUCCAGAUGUGUGCGCCAGAGAAUAGAGGGCUCCUCCAGUCACUUGGUGACCUUCGACCUGCUUCCUCUGGAAAUUGGCCUUCACUCCAUAAACUUCUCACUAGAGACUUCAUUUGGGAGAGAAAUCUUAGUAAAGACAUUACGGGUAGUGCCAGAAGGAGUCAAAAGGGAGAGCUACGCUGGUGUGACUCUGGACCCUAAGGGAAUUUAUGGUAUUGUUAACAGACGAAAGGAAUUCCCAUACAGGAUACCAUUAGAUUUGGUCCCCAAAACCAACGUCCAAAGGAUUUUGAGUGUAAAAGGACUGCUUAUAGGGGAAUUCUUGUCCACGGUUCUGAGUAAAGAAGGCAUUGACAUCCUGACCCACCUCCCCAGGGGCAGCGCUGAGGCAGAGCUCAUGAGCAUAGUCCCUGUGUUCUACGUCUUCCACUACCUGGAAGCAGGAAACCAUUGGAAUGUUUUUCAUCCUGACACAUUAAGUAGAAAACAGAGCCUGCAGAAAAAAAUAAAAGAAGGGAUGGUGAGUGUCUUGUCCUACAGAAACGCUGACUACUCCUACAGCAUGUGGAAGGGGGCAGACGCUAGUACCUGGCUGACAGCUUUUGCCCUGAGAGUGCUUGGACAGGUAGCAAAGUAUGUGAAACAGGACGAAAACUCAAUUUGUAACUCUAUAUUAUGGUUGAUUGAGAAGUGUCAGCUGCAAAACGGAUCUUUCAAGGAAAAUUCCCAAUACCUGCCAAUAAAAUUACAGGGUACUUUGCCUGUUGAAGCCCAAGAGAACACUUUGUAUCUUACAGCCUUUUCUGUGAUUGGAAUUAGAAAGGCUAUGGACAUAUGCCCCCUGAUGAAAAUCAGCACAGCACUAGAUAAAGCUGACUCCUUCCUCCUGGAAAACACCCUGCCAUCCAAGAGCACCUUCACAUUGGCCAUUGUAGCCUAUGCUCUUUCCCUAGGAGACAGAACCCACCCGAAGUUUCGUUCAAUUGUAUCAGCCCUGAAGAGGGAAGCUUUGGUUAAAGGUGAUCCGCCCAUUUACCGUUACUGGAGAGACACUCCCCAGCAUCCAGACAGCUCUGUGCCCAACAGUGGCACGGCAGGUAUGGUAGAAACCACAGCCUAUGCUUUGCUCACCAGCCUGAACCUGAAGGAAAUGAAUUAUGUCAACCCAAUCAUCAAGUGGCUAUCUGAAGAGCAGAGAUAUGGAGGCGGCUUUUAUUCCACCCAGGAUACGACUAAUGCCAUCGAGGGCCUGACAGAAUAUUCACUCCUGGUUAAACAACUUCACUUGGAUAUGGAUAUCAAUGUCUCCUACAAACACAAGGGUGAUUUCUACCAGUAUAAGGUGACAGAGAAGAAUUUCCUCGGGAGGCCAGUGGAGGUACCCCUCAAUGACGACCUCAUCGUCACCACAGGCUACAGCAGUGGCUUGGCCACAGUACAUGUAAAAACUGUGGUUCACAAAACUAGUGUCACUGAGGAAUUUUGCAACUUUUACUUGAAAAUUGAUACCCAAGAUGUUGACGCAUCCAGAUACGGUGACUCUGGACAGAAGCGCAUAGUAGCGUGUGCCAGCUACAAGCCCAGCAAGGAGGAGUCAGCCUCCGGGUCCUCCCAUGCAGUAAUGGAUAUAUCGCUGCCUACAGGAAUCGGAGCAAACCAAGAAGACUUACGUGCUCUUGUGGAAGGAGUGGAUCAACUCCUAACUGAUUACCAGAUCAAAGAUGGCCAUGUUAUUCUGCAACUGAAUUCGAUUCCCUCCAGAGAUUUCCUUUGUGUCCGGUUCCGGAUAUUUGAACUUUUCCGAGUUGGGUUUCUGAAUCCUGCUACCUUCACGGUGUAUGAGUAUCACAGACCAGAUAAGCAGUGCACCAUGUUUUAUAGCACUUCUGACACCAGGCUUCAGAGAGUCUGCGAAGGAGCUGCUUGCAAAUGUGUGGAAGCUGACUGUGGGCAACUGCAGGCAGAACUGGACCUGGACAUCUCUGCAGACACCAGGAAAGAAACAGCCUGUAAACCAGAGAUUGCAUAUGCUUAUAAGGUCAAGAUCACAUCAGCCACUGAAGAAAACAUUUUUGUCAAGUACACUGCGACUCUUCUGGAUAUUUACAAAACAGGGGAAGCCGCUGCUGAGAGAGACUCUGAGGUCACCUUCAUUAAAAAGAUGAGCUGUACCAACGCCAACCUGUUGAAAGGGAAGCAGUAUUUAAUCAUGGGUAAAGAGGCUCUGCAGAUCAAACACAAUUUCAGUUUCAAGUAUAUAUACCCUCUGGAUUCCUCUACCUGGAUUGAAUAUUGGCCCACAGAUACAACGUGUGCAUCCUGCCAAGCAUUUGUAGCUAAUUUGGACCAGUUUGCUGAAGACAUCUUUUUAAACGGCUGUGAAAAUGCCUGA